AUGCUGGUUGCAACCGAAACCAGCAUAAAGAAAAGGCCUAAUCCGAGCGAAUGGCUGAAGUGGAUAAUUCUCAAUUUGCUCCUUUUGUCCGAUCGUGCAUGCCACUUAUUUUUUAGUCUUCCUCGCGGCUCUGGUGCACCGACGUUUCAAGAACUUGCAGACAAGCUGCUGCAACUUUCUCGAGUCGGUGCUUCCGUUGGCUUGGAUUCGUGUGCCUUAAUGGAGGGGAGCAAUUGCAUCCUCACUCUUGCCUCCAGGAAUGGGGUGUAA
Messenger RNA from Protopolystoma xenopodis, 270 nucleotides. The record is from the annotation of a GenBank genome assembly. Lineage: Eukaryota; Metazoa; Platyhelminthes; Monogenea; Polystomatidea; Polystomatidae.